Molecule: messenger RNA, 2793 nt
Organism: Numida meleagris (helmeted guineafowl)
Lineage: Eukaryota; Metazoa; Chordata; Aves; Galliformes; Numididae
Gene: LFNG
Product: LFNG O-fucosylpeptide 3-beta-N-acetylglucosaminyltransferase
Exons: 8
Coding region: 77-1168 (363 amino acids)
Biological process (GO): regulation of Notch signaling pathway; pattern specification process
Cellular component (GO): Golgi membrane
Molecular function (GO): O-fucosylpeptide 3-beta-N-acetylglucosaminyltransferase activity
Source: RefSeq, a predicted model, not a curated record
GUGCGGGCGGAGCGCGGCCGGUGGCGGUGCGGAGUGGGGCCGGGCGGUGGAGGUGGCAGCGAGGAGGAGGAGGAGGAUGCUGAAGAGCUGCGGGAGGAAGCUGCUCCUGUCCCUCGUGGGCUCCAUGUUCACCUGCCUGCUGGUGCUCAUGGUGGAGCCGCCGGGCAGGCCGGGGCUGGCUCGGGGUGAGGCCGGCGGGGCUCAGCGGGCGCUGCAGAGCCUGGGGGCGGCCCGGCCGGCGGGGCAGGGGGCUCCGGGCCUCCGCAGCUUCGCAGAUUACUUCGGGCGGCUGAGCCGGGCACGCCGCGAGCUGCCCGCCGCCCCUCCGAGCCCCCCGCGGCCGCCAGCCGAGGACAUCUCCCCCCGCGACGUCUUCAUCGCCGUCAAAACCACCAAAAAGUUCCACAAAGCGCGGCUGGAGCUGCUGCUCGACACCUGGAUCUCCCGCAACCGCGACAUGACCUUCAUCUUCACGGAUGGGGAGGAUGAGGAGCUGAAGAAGCAAGCACGAAAUGUCAUCAACACCAACUGCUCGGCUGCACACAGCCGCCAGGCCCUGUCCUGCAAGAUGGCUGUGGAGUACGACAAGUUCAUCGAGUCUGGGAGAAAGUGGUUCUGCCACGUGGAUGAUGACAACUACGUGAACGUGAGGACGCUGGUGAAGCUGCUCUCCAGCUACCCCCACACGCAGGACAUCUACAUUGGGAAGCCCAGCCUGGACAGACCCAUCCAGGCCACAGAGAGGAUCAGCGAGAACAAGAUGCACCCUGUGCAUUUCUGGUUUGCCACGGGAGGAGCAGGGUUUUGUAUCAGCCGAGGGCUGGCGCUGAAGAUGAGCCCGUGGGCCAGCGGGGGCCACUUCAUGAGCACCGCGGAGAAGAUCCGCCUGCCUGAUGACUGCACCAUUGGCUACAUCAUUGAGUCUGUGCUGGGCGUGAAGCUCAUCCGCAGCAACCUCUUCCACUCACACCUGGAGAACCUCCACCAGGUGCCCAAGACAGAGAUCCACAAGCAGGUGACGCUAAGCUACGGCAUGUUCGAAAACAAGCGCAACUCCAUCCACAUGAAGGGAGCCUUCUCUGUGGAGGAGGACCCAUCCAGGUUUCGCUCCGUGCACUGCCUGCUGUACCCCGACACGCCGUGGUGCCCCGCCAACGUGGUGUACUAGGAGACGCGUGUCCCCUCCCAACCUCGUCCCGAAUCUCCCCGGUAUCCGACGGGCGUGCGGGACCUGCGUGCGUGCAGGUGUGUCGGUCCUCCGGACGGACCUCGUUGCUGUGGUAUUGCACAGUGUGUGUGUACUGAAGGCUGCUGUGCGGCCCUUUGUCCUCUGCCCACCCUGCCCUGCCCGGGGAUGGCGAGCGGGGACGGGUCCUGAGCACUUAACCCCGGGGCACGGGGCGAGCCCCUGCCCGCCAGCAGCCCCGCGCCAUGCGUGGGGAGCGCAGCUCCGCGUCCCCCCCGCCUCGCUUUGCUUGAUUUCCUUCCAGAUGUUGGUUUGUUUUUUGAUGUGUUUGCCUCCCCCACCCCCGGCCUCUAGCGCCUUCCUCUUUCCUAGCCCCCAAAUCUCAGCAUCGAGGCUCUGGCUCCUUGGUAAGGGUCACAGUUUUACACACCCCCACUCCUCCACAGCCAUGGCAAAUGCAAAGCCCGGUGCCAGCGUUCGCUCCAUUCCCUAGAGCCCCCUACAUCCUGCUGAAGUGUUUUCAGCGGCGUAAAUCUAUGCACUAUUUAUAGAGACCAAUUUAAAGACUUUCUAUAAAUACGGGGAGAAGCAGGAGGAGGGCUUUUCCGGAGCUGUGUGCACAGCACUGCGAUGUCUCCCCAGUGUCACCUCUGGGCUGAGCAGGGGCACCCCAUGCCCCAGCACAUAGCACUCAGGGGAGCCAUGUGACGUGUUCCCCCCCCCCCCCCCCUUCCCAUCUAUGGGGCCAGAGCAUCCUCCUGCAGCUGCAUGCUGCCAGGGGUUGGAGCACCAGGGAUGCUCGUGUGCACGUGGCGUUUCCCAGCCUGGCAUUGCUCUCUGGUGCAGUGGGCGAGUGAUGGGCACCCUAAAAACACAGGUGUCCCCCCACCUCCCCGAGCACUACCAUGUGUUGUCCCAUGGCUCUGCUGGGGAACCAAAGAGUGGGGUCCCACCAGGCACAGCCAGAGCGAAACCAGAUUGGGAAACGCUGCCUGGGAGCAAUUUUUGCCGUGAGCCAAGGAUGGACUUAACCCAUUGCAAGGAGGGAUGGGGACCCUAUGUCCCCCCCUCCCCCCCCCCCCCUGUGUCCCUCUAUGUCCCCUUGUAAGGGGGAUCAGGGGGCAGAGCAGGAGCAGAGUGUUUCCAACCCGAAGCUGAGUGAAAAUAGCCCAUAAUGGGUGCGUUGUACAUAUGUUAUUGCGCCAGUAUUUUUUUUACUGUGCCUUUUUAUAAAAAGAAAAAAAAAAAAACCCAAAAAAAAAAAAACAAAGCAAAACACAACGUGGAGAAUUAUGUAGAUUUUAAAAUGCUUUUUAUACGUUUUCUGUGGAUCGGAAAAAAAAAAAAAAAGACAAACGACCUUCUGAUAAUCUGUUUAAGAAAGAGGAAAAAAAAAAAAAAAUUGCGAUGUCUUGUAACUAUCACUUACCCUUAAUUUAUAUGUUCCAGUAUCUGGAACGUCACUCUGUGCUUUUUGUAAGUAGGAUGUGUCUAAAGGCGAUAGCUGUGGGAUGGGGAACCGGUGUGGGCAGCGCGUUCUCAGGGACGUGAACCCAAUCGCUGCCGCCGUCACCAAUAAAGCAGCUUGGGGCUGACCCCCGCCCUGC